Messenger RNA from Malassezia vespertilionis, 8463 nucleotides. Its product is annotated as HECT-type E3 ubiquitin transferase. The transcript has a single exon. NCBI's taxonomy places the organism in Eukaryota, Fungi, Basidiomycota, Malasseziomycetes, Malasseziales, Malasseziaceae. The coding region runs from base 1 to 8463 and encodes 2820 amino acids. Gene Ontology annotation, molecular function: protein binding. The record is from RefSeq and is a predicted model, not a curated record.
AUGAAGAUUACAAAGACGCCGAAGCGAAAACCCGAGGUUUUCGCGGAGGUCGCUUCGUUAUGUGCGCGGGUGGCACAGGCUUCCGAUGCGGAGCUCGCUGAUGUGUUGCUUGGUGUGCAGCAAUGGGAAUGGCCGCGCGGGGAUUUGUAUACGUGGACGGGCGUGCUGAACCGGUUCGAUGCGCUCUUGGAAGAAGUGUGUACCACGCAUAGCUUCGAUCCACUGCAGAGCGGUGCGUUUUCACCGGAUAGCAAGCACCUUCUUCUCAGCAUCUUGCACUUUUCCCUCCUGUUGCUGGAGAACUGUAUGAAUCGGAAACUGUACGCGUCGUACGAAUGGCUCGACAAACUUUUGGCCACGAGCGACUGGGACGUGCUCCGCGCUGUGCUGCAUCUGCUGCUGCUUCCUGCACAGCAGUACAGCGGCUCGGGCAACCCACGCCACGAGCUUCCGGUGCGCCGCGCGCGGCUCGCAGCGCUCGCCACCGUAUGGCCGCCACGCGAUGCUGGCAUAGGCUUCUUGCCAGUUGCCUCAGAGUCUGCGCCGCCGCUUCCAGCCGCGCUGCAGACCGUGCAUACCCACUACUACCGACGACGGAGCGUGAAAACGGGCGAUGCGCCUGGGACGCCGGCCAAAGAAGGCCUUGUGCGCGUCCAGAUCGAUCUCCAUAGCGACCCUCGCACGCCCACCGAGAUCGUCGAGGCGACGCCAGACCGUGCGUUUAUGUCGCACGACGAGCUUUUUGAGCUGUACCAAAAGGUGCGUGUCACGUUGGCCUACAGCCAUCCGCACACACGCCGCCAGAGCCUUGUGUGCCGCCUGCUUGCCAUGGCGUGCUUCUCGCACACGAUGAACGACGCCAUGGCAAACGCGCGCCUCUUUUUGGUGGAGCCAAAUUUGAUUCCCCGCCUCGUCGACCUCGUCGAGCCGCGCCUGGGCCUGGACGGCUGGAUCCAAAGCGCGGCGCUCUAUGCGCUCGAGAGCAUGGCGCACUUUCGGCACCGGCUCCAAGAGAUUCUAGCGGCCCUGAAUGCAUCUGUCAGCCACGGCGUCCUGCUGCAGAGUCUCGGGGUGGUGACCGAAAAGCUCUGCGCGCUGUCCGAACCCGAUGCGAAGCUUGCCGUGUACGUCGACAGCCUCAUGACGCUGGUUGCCUACCUCGUCACCACCGUAACCGGAAGUACCAUGAUCGUGGGCGCCGGUCUGAUGCCGUACCUUAUCGAGCUCGCCAAGCUCGGACAGUCGCCGCAUUUCCUAGCGCAGCGCACGGCGUCGCGCGCGGUGGGCUUGCUAGACAAUUUGAUGUUUGCCUAUCCCCCAUCUUUUGCGCCGUUUCUCGACGCAAAAGGCCCGGACGAAAUGGUGUCCUGCGUUCAGAUUAUGGCCACGCACGGCAGUACGCUCCACGCACCGCUCGCUUUUGGCCAAACCACGUUUUUGCGCAACAUUUUGAAAAUGUUUAUGCACCUCAUGGCCAUGCCGGGAACGGGCGAUGGGCUGCGCACCCUUGUUGAUACCUCCCUCCUGGACUCGAUCCGUGUCAUUAUGGAGCACCGCACCGUGUUUGGCCCCCAAGUGCUUUCGCUCGCCGUGAGCAUCAUGGCGACGUUUGUGCACAACGAGCCGACGCUAUUGACCAUCAUCCAGGAAAAAGGCCUUUCCCACGUAUUUAUCCAGCUCGUCCUCUCCGACACAGAGCCGAACUUUGAGCUGAUCACCGCGAUUACCACGGCCAUCGGCGCCUUGUGCCUCAACACUGCGGGUCUCGAGCAGGUGGCUGCGACGCCCCUCGUCGCCAACCUGCUCGGCAUCCUCCACUCGCCGCGACACCAAAAAAUUUUGCUCGACCGCGACAAUGCGAACGCGUUUGGCGCAUCGAUCGACGAGCUCGUCCGCCACCACCCCUCGCUGAAUGCGGGCCUGCAAGGCGGCAUCGCUGACGCGAUGCAUCACGCACACAAAGAGGCGCAGCAGUUUACGCCGCCCGCCGACGAGGCAGAGCGCGCGCACUAUGUCUUGCUCCCGGUAGACCAAGCGGCGCCCAUUGCCCUGCACCCUACCAUCCGCGUCCAAGACGUAAAGCUCGACGAGCCCGACAAUUUCCUCUCGGACGCGAUUCCCCGCGAGAUCAAUCCUGCCGUGGCGCAGUUUGACGUGGUGUGCCGCUUCCUCGAAGGCCUUUUCCGCACGCCGCAGCACUGCAAAGCGUUUAUCGAGUGCGACGGUCUCGCGCACAUCUUGCGCUUUUACUCCACACCCUGCCUCACCUACAACUUUGCCGCAUCCUCUCCGGCCGACUCGUUUGUCACCCUGCUGCGGCAGAUGACCGACAUCAGCCCCGGCUCGGUGAUCGUCGCGCUCCUGCGCGAAAUACACGCCUCGAUCGCGCCCAUGGCGCCAUUCACCCAAGGCGACACACAAGCCAAGUCGAUCUACGCCACGCUCCUUGCGCCGUCGGCAGACGCACUUUCCGAGGCAAAUACCAUCUUUCGCACGCUCGUGAGCCUGAAUGUGCGCGCACACCUCUUGUCGGAUAUCUGCCAGACAUUCAGCUUCGCCGGCAUCAAGCUCCCCCUCCAGUUUUUGCAAACGCUCAACGACGGCGGCAGCAACGUGGUGGGACUGCAGCCCUUGUCCGAUUUGCACCGUGCGUGCGCAUUUGAAAACUUCUUGCUCAAGGCCGCCGUGGCCGACGCGCAGCCUGGCGAAGGGACGCCGCUUGCGCGGAACAUCACCGCUGUCAGCUAUCUCGCCUCUCAAAUCCCCAUCUCUUUGCGCGCAUUUUUCGCCGAAACGGUGCGUAUGCUGAAUCCGCGGCGCACCGUCGAAGUGGCAUACCGCCCCGCGGCGAUGAAAACAGCCGCAGACGUCGGUACCAUUUUGCACAAACUCGUGUUGCUGCGCGCGACGCCCAACGCGAUAAACAACACUGCCGAGCUUGCCUACGAGCUCCAGGUGGUGCACGGGCUUUUGUUUGGCGAGCGGGCGCCCACGAUGCACGUCCAGACCAUUGUGCUCGUAUCGUUUGACCGCGAAGGCGGCAUCGACGCGCUGUUCGCCAGGCUGUACGAGCUCCUCACCAUCCUGCAGCACCACACGCCGCUCCAUGUCGACGAGGCCAGCAUCACGGGCCAUGCGAACCAUGCGCUGCGCAUCGGCCUCGACAUUGUCUACCGCCUUGUCAAUGCCCGCUCGCUCAUCGAGUCGCAGCACACCGCGGUUUUGCAGCAGCGCGACAUGAACGAGCCCUUCGAUCCGCGCUACAUGCUUAUUUCCCUGCGUGCCAAGUCGUUUGCAUUCCUCCGCACGCUGUGGGAUGCGCCGUGGCUUGCACAGCUGCCGCUCCCGACGAUCCGUCUGCUGAGCGACGGCUUGCUGGUGGUGCUCAAGGCAGACAGCGAAGUGGCGCCGCGCCGCGCGGAAGAGCCGCCCGGCGCUGGGAACACGUCAUUGUUGAGCUCUGCUUUCGGCUCUUUUCCACGGCGCACCUCGCCGCUUGGGAUGCGCGAGCGCCAAGUAGCGGUGGACGAGACACGCGUCGAGCAGCUUGUCGAGAUGGGCUUUUCGCGCGGCAGUGCGCGCCGUGCUUUGCAGCGCACGCACAACAACAUCAGCGCCGCCACCGAGCACAUUUUCCAGCACCCUGAGCUGGCCGACGAGCGCGACGAGCUGCCCAAUGUUGAGGCAGACGCCUCGGAAGAGAUGGACGAGGACGGGGCGCACGAUGCGGCGAACCCACUCGCCAUGCUCGCUCCAUACAUACUAGCCAAUGCAAACGAGCCCGAGGCGAAGCAGCACCCCGAAAAAGAAACGCUGGAUCGCGCGCGCGACACGUUCAAACAGCACAUGUUUGCGCGCGCAUUGGCGCUCGCCGACGCGCAUGAGCCGUACGUAUUUGACGUGAAAAACAUAUUUCUUUUCCUUGCCAAGACCAAGGACGAGUCGCGCAAGCUGUGGGAAGGGGUGGUGCAGGGCGUCGAGUCGGAUGUAGACGUGUUUGGGGACGCACAGCAUUUCCUUGCCGUGCGCCUGCACCUCGCUGCGAUUCUGCUCGCGGCAGAGGAGGUGCAGGUGCAGCUUGCUUGGGACAUGCUUCCUUCGUUUUGCCAAACGCUCACGCAGCUGGUCGAGCAGCAGUCGCAUGCAAUGGACCGGAAAGCUUCUUGGUUUACGCCUGCGCUCCUCUGUCUUUCCAUCGCGCUCGGUAUGGCCGAGGAGAUGACAGAGCCCAAGCUUGGCGAGGAGCCCAUGCCGCUCAUGCCUGCAGAGCACGCCACGUUUCUGCAUACGAUGCGCACUGCGCUUCUCGCGCCAGCGCUUGGAUUCCUCGAGGCGCACGAAAAGAUUUCGCACGAUGCGCUUCUGGGCGUGUACCGUCUCUUGGUGCUGAUUACACGCGAGGCGUCUGCCUCCGCGUCGUUUUUCGCGCAGCAAGGUGUGCCCAUGCUCCUUGCGCCCUUUCAAGCGCGCCAGCAGGGCCAGGCAUCGGGCUGUCAGCGAUUUGCAGUGAUGGUGCUGCGGCACGUUGUGGAGUACGCUGGUAUUGUUGACGCGCUCAUGCAGCGCGAGAUCCAUGUCUGGGUCGCGAAUCAGUUCCGCGCACGCAACUCUGAGAGCGCGAGUUUUACGCGCGGGAUGGCGUAUGCGGUGUCGCGCGACAUGCACGCGUUUGUGCGUGCUGCAGAGAAGCAGGUCGAGAUUCUUGAUUUUGAAGAGGGCAAGAAUCAGGCCUACUUGCGGCUGCGCAGUACCGAGGCGCCGCCAUUGGACGACGUGUCGGGGGUGGAAGCGCCUGUGGCAAAGGUGGUGCAGCACCUCUUGACCGAGCUUGUGCGUGUGAUGAACGAGCGGGGCGGAGAGGAGGAGGAGGAGGAGAAGGAGAAAAAUGUGCUUGGCAGUGCGCAAAAAAGCCCGGCUGCAGAGGAUGUGCAUAUCACGGUGGAAUCAAGGGGCUCUUCUACGAUGGAACUGGGCGACUUUUCUGCAGAGGCCGCAGCGGAUUCUGAGGAUACCUCUGUAGAGGCCGCAGAAUCCGUGCAUCCUGCUGCAAACGCUGCAGUGGAACCAGAAACGCCGUCUUCCCCCUCCGCCCCACUCUCGGAAGCCGAAGCACGUCUCUCGUACAUGUACUUUCUCCUCCAGAGUAUUGCCGAGCUUGUCUCUUCCUACGUGAGCUGCAAGCAAAGCUUCCUCCUUUUCCAUGCCAAGAUGGACGACGAUACGCGCUCCCGCUCCAUCCUCUCCAUCUUCUUGCACCGCCUCGUUCCCGCUGGAUUCUUGAAAAACUUUCCUGAGACAGCGCUGCGCAAACGCAUGGCCGAGUCGAAUCUUGCGAUGAUGGUCCUUGUUGGCCUCACCGCCGAUCCUGCGCCCGCGCCCGAGGCUCGCCAAGUGCCAGAGUCGCUGGUCGCCGUGCGGAAAAGCGUGCUGGACCAUUUGCAUCGAGUGCUGCGCGACGCGACACUCUCCACCGAGCCCAUCGAGCUGCGCUACGGCCGCCUCUACGCCUUCUCUGACCUGUGCACCCGGCUCCUCACUGCGCAGCCGCACCAAGCGAGCACCAGCGCCAUGACCAAGCAGCACACCGAAGUUGCGCUGCACAUGGCCAAGACCAUGCUCGAGAAAAACUUUGUCACGGUGCUUACCAGCUCGCUCGCCGACGUCGAUUUGAACAUGCCUUCGGUCAAGUCUCUCCUCGACGCCGUCCUUCGCCCCUUGGAGCACUUGACCAAAGUCGCGAUGAAGAUGGCCAAGUCUGCGCGGCGCAUUGCCGAAGAAGAAGCCGAGGCGGAGCAGCAGUCCUCCACGGACCUCGACGAGGGUACAGAUGCAUCCAUGUCCACCGAUGCCUUUGACGAGGACGACGAGGAAGAGGAGGCGACUGCGCCUGAUUUCUACCGCAACUCGAGCCUUGGCAUGCACACGGGCGAGAUGGAACAUGGCGCGUACGACGACGAGGACGUGAGCGAAGAGGAAGAAGAGGACGACAUGGACAUGGAAGAGUACGACUCCGAGUCCGGCUCCGAGCUCAGUACGGACGAGGAAGGCCUCGAUGGCGAUGCUGCACACGUCGUCGAAGUCAUGGACGAAGACAGCCAAGGGAGCGAGGAGAGCCAAGACAGUGACCAAGGGAGUGGUUCGGAAGAAUUCGACGACCUCUACGACGAAGCGCUCUCCGAACGCGACUACGACUACGUGGUCGAAGAUGACGAGCACGAGCAAGAGGCCAACGACGUCGGCGACAUCCUCGAGGCGAUCGACGGCAUGGAGGCCGGCGGCGUCCUCGACGAGAACGACGAGGAAUCUAUCCAGGAGGAUUUGUUUGACCAGGACGCCAUCGAUCAGCUCGAGCUCGAGGACGACAGCCAGUGGCCUCCCCUCCCCAACCACGGCGCAGCGCCGAGCUGGGACUGGAUCCAGCCCGGACGCCGCGGCCCGCGGCCGCUGCAGGCGCCUCCCGUGCACCCGUCCACCUUUUUCCUCACAGGAGAAGCCGACGCACAGCGCCCUCUCCGCGACCAGCACGAAGAGGGCUCGCCUGAUGCCGCCUUCCACCCCCUCCUCGACGAUCCCGACGCCAACGAGCACGGGCCGCGCCGCAAUAUGAUGCACAAUGCGGGCUUCCAGGACAUGGCGCGCAAUAUGGAGAUGCUUGUGGGCGGCAACACCAUGCAGGUCCUCGAAAUGCUCCUGCACCGCGGCGCCCAGCACGGUCAGGACGCAAAUAUCCGCAUCGAAAUGCCGCAGAACGGCCGCGGCUUUCCGCGGAUGCACAUCACCAAUCUGGGCGAGGGCCCGGCGCGCCCGGCGCAGCCGCGGCGGCGCACGUCGGACAUGGUCGCCGAAGCGCAUCGCUUUACGGUGCUGCCCACCAACCUGCGCUGGGCAGAAGAGGCGCGCCUGGCGCACGGCUUGUGCACCAACGAGUACGCCGAGUCUGUGCGCCACCACCUGAUCAAUGCACUUUUGCCUGCGUACCGCGAGCGCAAGCGCAGCGAGACGAGUGCACGCCACGAAAACGAGCAGGCGCUGCAGAAAACCAAGGAUAUGCGCGACGAGACUGCGAAGCAGCUCUCGGACAGCAAGCGCAAGCUGCAAGCGCUCGAAGACGCUGGCGAUGCGCCGCAACGCACCGACGCGCAGCCCUCCGCGCCUUCUGACGCGCCGCGCGUCACUGUCUCGGUCCACGGCGAAACGGUGGACUUGACCGAUACCGGGAUCGAUCCCACCUUCCUCGAGGCCCUCCCCGACGAGCUGCGCGAAGAAGCGCUUCUUGGCCAGCAGCCCGGCACACGCUUGAGCGACGCACCGAUGAUUGCGCCCGACUUUUUAAACGUACUUCCCGCUGCACUGCGCCGCGAAAUCGCAGCGGCCGGCACCGGCAGCAGCGGCGAUGGAGAAGCAUCGCGCCCUGCGCCUGCGCCUGCGCCUGCGCGCGAGCCGACGUCGCUGCCGAGCACACCGAAGCCCAAAGGCGAUCUUCCGCGCGACACGAUUCAACUGCUCGAUGGUGCGGGCAUUGCCACGCUCGUGCGUCUCCUCUACUUUCCCCAGCCCGUCGCGCGCUCGUCCCUGCUGCACAAGGUGCUGAGCCACCUUUCAGAGAAUGGAAAGACCCGCGCAGAGCUCCUCCAGCUUCUGCUCAUGGUUCUCUCGGAAGGCACUGGGAAUACCAGUGCGGUAGACCGCUCUUUUUCCGCGAUGAGCUCUAAAGCGGCGCGUGCGCUGAGCACGCCGCAGCGCACGCCCAAACGCGCCCUGCCUUGUGCACGGCAGUCUGCGCCGCUCUCGCUGAUCGGGGAGGAAGCGCCGCAUUUGAUUGCCGCGCGCACCAUCGAGACGCUCUCGAGCCUUGUGCAUGCCAAUGACCACGUCGCGCUCUUCUUCCUCACCGACGAUAUCCGCGGCAAACGACGCGGGAAAGGCGAAGUACGCACGCCGGUGAAUGUGCUCUUAACGCUGCUGGAGAAAGACUCGAUCCUCUCCAGCGUCCAGCUUGUCGACGCGCUUAUCGCGCUCCUCAAUGCCGUCACGAGACCGCUGAGCGCUGCGCGGAAGGACGAGGGAGCGAUGCUUGGUGCUACGUUAGGGGGGCAGUACCACAGCGCAGAAGUCGCGCCUGUGCCGGCAGAGCAUCUCAGCGAUAUUGUGCGGCCACUGCGCACGGCCAUGUCCUCGCGUGGGUUCCAGAAUACGCUCAGCGUCGCUGCACACCUCGCACGACUUCGAGGCGCGCGCGACGUGCUUAGCGAUGCGCUCCAGCAAGAAGCAAACGCUGCCUCUGCGCUGCUGGUCACCGACUUGGACGUGCUUAUCCAGUCGCUGCCGCCCGCAGCAGCGCAGGCAGCGUCGCCGCCGCGCAUGCCUUCCUCGCCGCUGGCCAAGCUCGCAAGUCCAACGAGUGCACAGGCGCGGUUUCUCCGGUGCCUUCGCGCGCUGGACUACUUGUACAUGGGCAAAUAG